Molecule: messenger RNA, 1353 nt
Organism: Lachancea mirantina
Lineage: Eukaryota; Fungi; Ascomycota; Saccharomycetes; Saccharomycetales; Saccharomycetaceae
Source: the annotation of a GenBank genome assembly
AUGAGGGUACUGGUGCCGAUUAUUAGUGGUCUACUAUGGCUUUCGAAGACUUGUUUGGGUGUGGAACUUGACCCGGAUAGUUUAGCAUCGGUACAAAACGCUACAGCGCUGAUUGCGUACGGUCUCAUGGAUUAUUACAACGGGCUCCAAAAGGGCGAGACUAUUGGUAUGUUUGCGAACCCAUAUUACUGGUGGGAAGCUGGUGGAGCGUGGGGUUCGAUGCUGGACUACUGGUUCUACAUGGAGAACGAUACGUACAACGACAUUAUAUCGCAAGCCCUGCUGUACCAAACGGGUGAUAAUCACGAUUACAUUCCGCUUAAUCAGUCGACCACAGAGGGAAAUGACGAUCAAGCGUUUUGGGGGCUCGCUGUCAUGGCCGCGGCCGAAAGAAACUUCACUAAUCCGAACUCAACAGAGCCCCAAUGGCUGUAUUUAGCACAGGCCGUGUUCAACACCAUGGCUCUUCGUUGGGACACGGACACCUGCGGUGGGGGUCUCAGAUGGCAAAUUUUCAAGUGGAACUCGGGUUACGAUUACAAAAACACGGUUUCAAACGGUGCCCUUUUCCAUUUGGCUGCGCGUCUGGCGCGGUACACGGGCAACCAGACCUAUGCUGACUGGGCCGAAAAAGUUUUCGACUGGAUGAGAGGUAUCAAACUGAUUACAGAGGGCCAGUACAGUUUUGUUUAUGACGGUGCAAGUGUCGAAAACAACUGUACAGCUAUCACGCCUUUGAUCUGGACCUACAAUCAAGGUCUUUUGAUGUCUGGCUCCGCUUAUCUUUACAAUAUGACUGGAAAUGAAACCUGGCACUCUAGAACUCAAGAAUUUUUGAAUUCAUCGGUGAUUUUUUUCAAUAAUAGUGUUCUCUUUGAGUCUGCAUGUCAAGGAAAAACUAGUGUUUCUUGUAACAACGACCAGCGGUCCUUCAAAGCGUACUUUUCUCGCUUUUUGGGAUUGACUGCUCAGCUUGUACCCGAAACAAGACCCCAAAUCAUGGAAUGGCUAGAAACUUCCGCUAAAGGAGCUGCCCAAUCCUGUUCUGGUGGUUAUGAUGGCCACACCUGUGGAUUAAAUUGGUUUUAUGACGGAUGGGAUGGCUGGUACGGUCUAGGUGAACAAAUGGCCGCUCUGGAAGUCAUGCAGAAUUUGCGCUGUUUGCAAAGGCCGGCGCCUUACACAGCAACAACAGGGGGCUCAUCCAUUGGAAAUGGAGCUGCCGGAACGGAGCAAGCGCCAACAAACUUAAGCCCCUUGGAUAUUACAGCAGGAUCAAGAGCGGCAGCUGGUAUAAUCACUGCUGUCAUAGGUUUAACUAUUAUCGCUGGCAGCGUAUGGUUGAUUGUAUAA